Salarias fasciatus (jewelled blenny) is the source of this 979-nucleotide messenger RNA. RefSeq names its product IL-6 subfamily cytokine M17 (gene m17). NCBI's taxonomy places the organism in Eukaryota, Metazoa, Chordata, Actinopteri, Blenniiformes, Blenniidae. The transcript is spliced from 3 exons. The record is from RefSeq and is a predicted model, not a curated record. Gene Ontology annotation, biological process: negative regulation of neuron apoptotic process; immune response; ciliary neurotrophic factor-mediated signaling pathway. Gene Ontology annotation, cellular component: extracellular region. Gene Ontology annotation, molecular function: cytokine activity; ciliary neurotrophic factor receptor binding. The coding region runs from base 26 to 694 and encodes 222 amino acids.
UUCGCCUGUGCUUCUUGGGAGGAGAAUGAAUGGUCAUGUAAAGAAUAUGCAUUUUCAGCAGUUGAUGGAAACAGCAACCACAUUACUCUCCCUCCUGCUGCUUAUGGCUGUUGAUUCAACAAAAACCGUGGCGGCAGGCAGAAACCAGCAGUGUGGGAAUGCUCUGCAGCAGACUUUAAAGCUCACAAGGCUCGUGCAGAAGGAAUCCGUGGACCUCAUCAAAACAUAUAAAGCCUCUCAAGGAGAAAUGUCAGAGCUGUUGUGCAAGGUGUCAAUCAGCAACAUCCCUGACCCCACCAUCUCCGGGCUGGAGCCCUCAGAGAGGAUAUUGAGCAUCUACACUCAGCUCCAGGCCUUCUUCCCACACUUCCGGCGCGUCUACGAGCAGCAGACGGACUUACAGCUCCCGACCAGCCCGCUGCUGUCGGAGCUGACCGGUGUCAGGGCUCGCAGCAGGGACCUGGCUGCUGUCGUCAACAACUUUUACCAGAGGUUCUUCCCAAACCUGCCGGUGCCGGAGCCAGCGGGGGGGCCCACGACACUACCGCCGUCUCAGAACGUCUUCCAGCAGAAGGUCUACGGCUGCGUGGUCUUGAAGACCUACAGGGAGUUCCUCUCGAAUGUUUCACGAGAACUGAAGAACCUGAAAAGCAAAGUGUGCAGAAAGAAGCAACGAAGAAACAAACUCUUCUGAAGACGACCCAGAGCUGGAUUUUGAUGGUCAGUUAUCAGCAGCACUUUACUCACUGGGCUGAUAAAGACUAGAAAAUACAAUAAGUGAGUAUGAAGGUGGCCGGUACAUCACUGUAAUACAGCAUAUUUAUAGUAUUUAAUAUUUAUUUUUUCAUCUAUCUAUUGGCAGUGGAAUUAUGUUAAAGUCCUGCAGAUAAUCCUUCAUGCAAGUCAUGUAUAUUUAAUUUGUCUAUUGUGUUAUGUAAAGUUCUGCAUUGCUGGCUGAUGUAAAUUAAUUUGCUGUGCA